AUGCUCAUCCUCGUCCUUAUCAGUCUUAUUAUUAUAGCUGCAGAAGAAGAAAGCUCGUCUGACAACGAGUCUCCAGCUGCAGUUGAAAACAAUAACAUCGAUGAAGGCGUGAAAAAGAAUGAAGGCCCAAUUCCGCAAGAAGAAGUUAUUUUCACCAUCGCCCCUAAACCUUCUGAUACUGGUAAUGCGACUGAAAAUUGCCAAAAGCAUCGUGAUAAGGUACCAUGUUUGUGUGCAAUGUUCAAUACUUCAUGCUCUUUGCCUCGAAUAAAAGAACUGUGCCCCAAGACAUGCCUCUGUAACAAAGUUUUGAAUGCAGUACCAAUGCAAAUUCCGACGGAAGGUGCUUGCGAAGAUCGCAGAUCGGAUUGUGAAGAGUUGGCAGCGAAAAAUUGUUGCAAUAAAGCAACAAUGGAAGCACGUAUGAAGGAACUGUGUCCAAAAUCUUGUGGAUCUUGCACGUAA
This is a messenger RNA of Dracunculus medinensis (Guinea worm), 465 nucleotides long. The record is from the annotation of a GenBank genome assembly. Lineage: Eukaryota; Metazoa; Nematoda; Chromadorea; Rhabditida; Dracunculidae.